AAUGCCAGAAAUAAUGAAGAAAGCACAAGAAGAAUUGCGGAAUUUCUUUGGUGAAAAUGGAAAGGUUGACGAAGCAAAACUUCAAGAAUUAAAAUGGUUAAAUUUAAUUAAUAAAGAAACAUUGAGAUUACAUCCUGCAGCAGCUGUAGUUCCAAGGGUUUGUAGGGAAAGGACUAAGGUGAGUGGAUAUGACGUUUAUCCUGGCACUCGGGUUUUCAUUAACGCAUGGGCAAUCGGAAGAGAUCCUAAAGUUUGGAGUGAAGCUGAGAAAUUCAAACCGGAGAGAUUUAUUGAUAGUGCAAUUGAUUAUAGGGGUACCAAUUUUGAACUAAUUCCAUUUGGAGCAGGAAAAAGAAUAUGCCCUGGAAUGACUCUAGGUAUGGCUAAUCUGGAGAUUUUCCUGGCAAACUUGCUAUAUCAUUUUGACUGGAAAUUUCCUAAAGGAGUAACUGCAGAAAAUCUUGACAUGAACGAAGCUUUUGGAGCAGCUGUCAAAAGAAAAGUAGACCUUGAAUUGGUUCCCAUUCCAUACCGUCCUUAAUUUUCAACUUCUUAUAUUCUAUCUGCAAAGUAAAGUUCACCUACUGAUAUAUUGCAUGCAGAUAACUAUAAGAUAGGGGUGGGUUUUUAGAAGAUAGGUUAUAGUUUUCUUGGCUUUAGUUUUUACUUUCAAAUGUACCAAAAAACGCUGUUGUGGUGUGUAAUAAAUUGAAUAAUGUCAAUCAAAUAAUGAAAUAAUGGAAAGAAAAUUGG
Molecule: messenger RNA, 753 nt
Organism: Jatropha curcas
Lineage: Eukaryota; Viridiplantae; Streptophyta; Magnoliopsida; Malpighiales; Euphorbiaceae
Source: RefSeq, a predicted model, not a curated record